UCUAAUUUUUUCUGGGAAAAGUGCGAGCACAUUGUUUGUUUGGAGAAAUCCAAUUUUCUACUCACGGACGCCGCCCCUGUGCCUCGCCAUCGCCUCAGGUACGCAAGGCGGCCGAACACGAGCGCCCGCCUUCGUUCUUGCCUGCGCUGCCCCUCUCCUCGCCGUUUAUUCGGGCUCCUACCUCUUGUUACAACUUGCGCGGUGGGGGCAGUGAGGCAGCAAGACGUGAGGUCCAGGAUGAUGAACAACAACAGUGGCGGCGGUGCCGGAGGCCCUGGAGGGGGCAUGGGUACGGGAGUGGGUGGAGGGGGGGACGGGCGGCACGACGACGAGGCUGCGCUCACCGAGUUCCUCUCAUCCCUCAUGGACUACACCCCCACGAUUCCCGACGAGCUGGUGGAGCACUACCUCGGCCGCAGCGGGUUCCACUGCCCCGACCUGCGCCUAACGAGACUGGUUGCUGUAGCCACCCAGAAGUUCCUAUCAGACAUUGCUAGCGAUUCUCUUCAGCACUGCAAGGCCAGGGUAGCAGCACCUAUCAAAGACAAUAAGAGCAAACAGCCGAAGGAUAGACGUCUUGUAUUAACCAUGGAUGAUCUUUCUAAAGCUUUGCGCGAGGUUUAAUGGUUUACCCAUCGACAAGAAGACCAUUAUAUGCAUGGAAAUAAGCACUUCCGGAAUCUACAACCUAGGAAUUUCACUGAAAACAGUACAAUCCCUGCAGAAUUCAGUACCAUGCCAGUGCUAUUAAGCAUGGCGGUGGUGGUGGUGGUUGGGGGGGGGGUGUUAUUCUUUCUUACAUUCCAAAAUAAGUCUGUUAUACCCAAACCUUGCACAAAGGCAUUGUCCUGUACUUUAUAUCAAAUACAAAGUUUAUAAUGUUGAUAGAAUCUUCAGCGUCCAACAUCCAGGCACCCUUCUCGAAAUUAUAUUUGGUAAAAACCCUGUUUUUGUUUAGUUUUGAAGGUGACUUGUGUAGUACCUCCAAUACCUAACAUCAUCUCAUGGCAUCAUUGUUGGGAGAAUGGAGUAGUAACUGAUAAAUAGAAUCCUAACUCAAAAAAUCUUCAUUCAUUGGUUUCGCAUGGUCACCGUAUUACUUUCCAGCACAUCAGCUUUUGCUCCAUGUGUGAUCCUUAUAUACCCUGAUACUCACAUGAGCCAUCUCUCUGCAGCACGGCGUGAACUUGAAACACGCGGAGUACUUCGCAGACAGCCCUUCAGCUGGAAUGGCUCCUUCGACCAGAGAGGAGUAGACUGGAUUAGGCCAACUUGUACGGAACUAGGGAGGGAUCGCGUGGAAUGGAUGGGCAUGUUGGCAUUCUUGCCCGAUCAGAUCGAUGGGAUGUAUUACUAUUAAGUACUGCUACUAUGACUAGUAUAUUUCUCAAUUACCAUUGUCACUGAGAGAAUCCAGACACAAGUCGUUUUGCCCAUGCGCUUUUAUUUGUACAAACUGUCAAUCAUCUGUAACCCUAUGGGGCCCAAGGAUGAUUGGGCAAACAUCAUGAGUUUUUUGUUUUCUACAUACCAUUCUAAAGGAGGCAGCUCACCUUCCCUGGGUGGCGAAUUGUCAAAUCACCCCCUGGCCCUAGGAGAACAUCUCUAUGGACACUUCUCUAGGUCCCUUGUUUCCUCCAUGUUGACAAAGUGAUCAGUAUGUACUUA
Messenger RNA from Zea mays, 1668 nucleotides. The record is from RefSeq and is a predicted model, not a curated record. NCBI's taxonomy places the organism in Eukaryota, Viridiplantae, Streptophyta, Magnoliopsida, Poales, Poaceae.